Molecule: messenger RNA, 636 nt
Organism: Aureococcus anophagefferens
Lineage: Eukaryota; Pelagophyceae; Pelagomonadales; Pelagomonadaceae
Exons: 1
Coding region: 1-636 (211 amino acids)
Source: RefSeq, a predicted model, not a curated record
AUGGACGCCAUCCUCGACGGCGACCACCUCGGCGAGAUCGAGCCCCACCUCGACGGCAUUUUAGACCGCUUCGACGAGAUCGAGCCGCACGUGCCCUGGGUGCUCGACAACAUCGACGCGCUCGCGCCCCACGUGGGGGCGCUCAUGCGCCACAUCGACGAGCUGCUGCUCUACGCCGACGAGGAGAAGCAGUGGGCCGACACGUUCCUGCCGUUCCUGCCCUACUUCAUCUCGCGGUUGGACGCUUUGGGGCCGCACCUGCCGCUGCUGCGGCCGCACCUGCGGAAGCUCCAGCCCCACUUCGCGACGCUCGUGCCCUGCCUGGACCGCUGCAUCCUGCGGCCGGCGAACUUCGACGUCUCGGCGAACGCGGACGUGCUCCUCUACUACUUCGGCUGGGCGCUGAGGAUUCCGCUCUUGGCGAGAUGCCUCGCGGCCUGCCCGGGCGGGCCGCGGCUCAUCGCCUUCGCCGCGCGGCGCCUCCCGCGGCGGCCCGUGCGCGGCUACUGCUCCGACGUCCAGUGCUACCUCUCCUACGAGGUCGGCGCCUACGGCCGCGCCUGGAACGAGCGCUGGGCCCGCGAGUACUACGCCAACCGCGACGAGGAGUUCCGCGGCGCGGGCGCGGCCAUCUGA